Molecule: messenger RNA, 3196 nt
Organism: Centropristis striata (black sea bass)
Lineage: Eukaryota; Metazoa; Chordata; Actinopteri; Perciformes; Serranidae
Gene: plekhf2
Product: pleckstrin homology domain containing, family F (with FYVE domain) member 2
Exons: 2
Coding region: 503-1231 (242 amino acids)
Molecular function (GO): metal ion binding; phosphatidylinositol binding
Source: RefSeq, a predicted model, not a curated record
AACGAAGUAAUUCCACUUAUUUGAAUGAAUGAAUGAAUAAAUAAAUAAAUAAAUAAAUAAAUAAAUAAAUAAAUAAAUAAAUACUCCAAGGUCUCAGGAUUGACCCCCAUAUUAAAAGAAAUGUUUCUGUCUGGACUCUUUCGUCUUAAAGUCCUGGAUCUGAAAACUUUUUUCCACCGCUGGUUUUUUAAAUCGAGUAUAAAAAAAUAACUGCCAGUGUUGUGGAAAAAGUAAUCUGAGCCGCGUUCACUGCUGCGUGUGUGUGAUUCCCGACCCUCCCAGCGGGCCGUGAAGGCGUCGCGGCGCUCCGCUGCCAUAUUGUUGUUGAGGCUCCGGACUCAAAGUCUCAGUGAGUCUGCUUCAGGACUCAGCGGGUCUCUGCGGGUCUGACAGGGUCUGACAGGGUCUGAGAGGCUCCGAGGGGCUCCACGCGCUUCACCUGCACCCGCAGCAGCCUCAGGUAGCAGUCAGAGAGCGUCACGAGCCGCCAGGUGAGGUGAAGAUGGUGGACCGGCUAGCCAACAGCGAAGCCAACUCCAAGCGGAUCGGCGUGGUGGAGGGCUGCUUCGGCGCGGCGGGCCAGCCGCUCGCCAUCCCCGGCCGCGUGCUGAUCGGCGAGGGCGUCCUCACCAAACUCUGCCGCAAGAAGCCGAAGGCGCGCCAGUUCUUCCUCUUCAACGACAUCCUGGUCUACGGGAACAUCGUGAUCCAGAAGAAGAAGUACAACAAGCAGCACAUCAUCCCGCUGGAGAGCGUCACCAUCGACACGGUGCCCGACGAGGGCGACCUGCGCAACGGCUGGCUCAUCAAGACGCCCACCAAGUCCUUCGCCGUGUACGCCGCCACCGCCACCGAGAAGUCCGAGUGGAUGAACCACAUAGGGAAGUGCGUGGAGGACCUGCUGCAGAAGAGCGGCAAGUCGCCGAGCGGCGAGCACGCCGCCGUCUGGGUGCCCGACUCGGAGGCGACCGUGUGCAUGCGCUGCCAGAAGGUGAAGUUCACGCCCGUCAGCCGCCGCCACCACUGCAGGAAGUGCGGCUUCGUGGUGUGCGGGCCGUGCUCGGAUAAGAAGUACCUGCUGCCCAGCCAGUCGUCCAAACCCGUCCGGGUCUGCGAGUUCUGCUUCGUGCAGCUGACGUCGGGGGGGAUCCGCACGGACUCCAUCAGCCGGCUGGGGUCAAAGUUCAACAACCUGUCGGACGAUGACGACGAAGACGACAGCAGCGACUGAGGAGCGCCGACGCCUCCGCCACCAGGAGGAAUUACUUCUGUUUUUUUUUUUUUCCUUUCUCGUCUCCUCGUCGAGAAUACUUUUUUUUUUUUUUUUUUUUUUGUUACUUUCUUUCUCCUCCGAGGAUUCACUUCAAACCAAAAGAUUUUAUUUUUUCCUCCUAAUUCCAGCAGGAUGAAUAUUUUUAAUAUUCUCCUGAGAGAUUAAACAACGAAAUGUGGAAUUAACCCGAGAGAAAUCUGACUCUUCAUCACUUCACCUUCCUCUUGAUUAGGCUGCAAUUAGUCACUACAGAACAGAACGGUGCUAAUGAGAACCUCCUCUCUCUCUCUCUCUCUCUCUCUCUCUCUCUCUCUCUCUCUCUCUCUCUCUCUCUCUCUCUCUCUCUCUCUCUCUCUCUCUCUCUCUCUCUCUCUCUCUCUCUCUCUCUCUCUCUCUCUCUCUCUCUCUCUCUAGUUGAUUGCAUCUCUCGUUUUUAUUCCUUUAACGUUAUUUCAUGAACUACACAAGGUGAUUGCUUGUAAUUUCUGCAGGGAAAAGCAAAUGAUCGGGGCUGUAAACCUUUUUAAUCUCCUCUCUGUCCUUCAGGUUUUUACACCAAACGGGGCUUUUUUUUGUAACAGAAGUUUGGUAUUUUUCUGCUCGAUUUUUGUAAGAAAAAAAAUGUCAGGAUGCCCUUUUUAUUUUAAUUUUAUUUUUUUUAUAGGAAAUAACAAAGUGUACUCUAAACCCAGAGCUUUUCUAGUCGACCUAAUAAUAGAGUUGCUUCUGACAAAUCAGCGAGGCUUUUCUCCGAGUGUUGGUCACGUAGUGCCUUGUAGAAAAUCAGCAAAAAAAAAACAGUUUGACUCUAAAACACGUUUCACAGGAUGGAGCUGCUGUCUGAUUGUGUGUGUGGUUGGUUGUGUGAGUGAGUGUGUGUGUGUGAGCUGCAAACGGAAGAGAUUACCCGCCAGCCGAUUGACAGGAAGACUUCAAUUUGAACUUUUUUCCUGGAAAGCUUGUUUUCUCUCACAGCUGAAGCUCUCUAACUACGACUAUGUUUGAGUCAGACGUUUGGUUUUCAGGUUGAGCUGCUAAACGGCAUCUUGUUCUACAUUUAAAAACCUGUAAUCUGGAGUUUCCUGCUUGUGUUUUAGACUCCAGAGGAGUUUUAAGAACACGAGCGUCUCUGUGCAGAAUCAUAAUUGCAGCUUUAGUGGAAAACAUCAGUCACGACUGGAGCUGCUGCAACUUUUUAAAGUUUUUUUUAAAUACCAAUGUACCCAAACAUCAGAGAGAAAUCCUCCCAAAUGUAGAACAAGCUGCAGAGAUUCUGACUCAGAAUAUUGUGGCCACAUUUUAACCCUUGUGCCUCAUUUAGGGAUGUUUUUAUUUUUAUUUUUUAAUGUUUUGAUCAUUCUGGGCUAGAAAUUCUGUCAAAAGUGUGAUUUAUUUUUUUUUAUUUUGAAAGUUGAACCGAAGCUCCUAUAAUUUGUUUAUUAUAACCUCCAACAACAGAAUCCUGUGGCCAAAAAUGUCCCAUUAAAACUACAGUUUUUUAAUGGGUUUUUUUCUUGUAAACAAACAUUUAAAGGGUUAAAACGUGUUCAACUCAACUCUGCACAAAAUAUGAAAAAUUCUGAAAACAAUUGUCACAUAUCCCAGACAGACAAUUAAUUAUUUUGUUUCUUUUCUUUCAUAUAAAAAUAGUUGUUGCAUUAUUUUAAGAGGUUAAAAUAAAAAUAAAUAAACAUAAAUUAAUUAAUAUGUGGUAGUUAUGAUCAGGACUGAAGUUGGUUUAAAGAGACAUGGUUAAAUUGGAAAAUAUUAUUAAUAUAUGGUAUUUUUAUAGCAGUUUUGGGAUGAAAUUUUAUUGUUCUCUAAGGAAAUAAAUUGAGUUGUUUUUCUUUUAAAUAAAAAAAUGAAUAAAAAUCUGUUGCAAAUCACAUUUCCAAGACUGAAUAAUUGAUUAAUUCAUUCUUU